GGUUCUUGGACCCAAUCAUAUAUGGGAGAUAUCAUGAAAGACAUUUUGGGAUCGCUUUUACCAGAAUUCUCAUCAGAAGACUUGGAAAAGCUAAAAACAGGAUUGAAUUUUAUCGCAAUCAACCUCUACACCAGUUUCUAUGUGCAGGAUUGCAUGUAUUCUGCUUGUGGACCUGUAGAUGGUAACACCAGAAUAGAAGGUUUCAUUGGAAAAAGUUCAAUCAAGAAUGGAAUUCCUAUUAGGGAAUCUCUGAUGCCAUAUUGCUUGAGUUUCAGCACUACAUUGCUCAUCCCCACCACUCUGGUUCCUCAAAUGGGAGGAGGAAAGGAUGGGUUUCCCAAUUAUUCUGGUGUUUCAUCUGCCUGA
Ipomoea nil (Japanese morning glory) is the source of this 366-nucleotide messenger RNA. RefSeq names its product beta-glucosidase 47-like. The coding region runs from base 22 to 366 and encodes 114 amino acids. NCBI's taxonomy places the organism in Eukaryota, Viridiplantae, Streptophyta, Magnoliopsida, Solanales, Convolvulaceae. The record is from RefSeq and is a predicted model, not a curated record. The transcript has 3 exons.